This is a messenger RNA of Lotus japonicus, 1363 nucleotides long. RefSeq lists its product as uncharacterized. The record is from RefSeq and is a predicted model, not a curated record. Gene Ontology annotation, biological process: regulation of flower development. Gene Ontology annotation, molecular function: protein binding. The coding region runs from base 41 to 856 and encodes 271 amino acids. NCBI's taxonomy places the organism in Eukaryota, Viridiplantae, Streptophyta, Magnoliopsida, Fabales, Fabaceae. Gene Ontology annotation, cellular component: nucleus. The transcript has 4 exons.
CACACACAAGCUCUCAUCCACAUUAAUUAUUUCCUUUUCCAUGGCUCCAAAUCCUCACUUCUAUUCAAACUACACAAUAUUCAACUCUGAUCUUGCAGAGUUCCAAACCCAAGCGUUGGCUUCAUCACUCAAUGGCAAUAUUACUAUGCAGGACAAUAAUACCAUGUGGGGUUGUCAAGAUAGUUUAAUUCCUGUGCUUGAUAAUGGGGAAGUUGAUCAUCAAAUUGUGCCAUCCUCACUUGAUUGUGAUGCCAUGUCCUCUGUUUGGAUGCCAAACUUUUCAGAGCAACUAGGGGGCAUUUCAGACAUGGCCAUGCCAGCAAUUUCAGGCUUCUAUGGUGGCAAUAUUACAGGUACAGGGUAUCAGAAUUUCAACAGCAGAUUCCAACCCAAAAUUGCUGAUUUUGGGGAAGAAUGUUGUGGUUUUGUGGAGGAAGUUAAGCCGAAUGCUUAUCUUAAUGCUGCCAGAGAAAGCUGGGGAAAUCAAUGUACUCAAAUACCAGCAGUUGAAGAGCCUAACAUAAAGGUAGGAAGGUACUCAGAAGAAGAAAGGAAAGAAAGAAUUCUGCGUUAUUUGAAGAAAAGAAACCAAAGAAACUUUAACAAAACCAUAAAGUAUGCAUGCCGGAAAACCUUAGCUGAUAGGCGAGUAAGAGUUAGAGGAAGGUUUGCGAGAAACAACGAGCUAUGUGAUGAAGAGACCGCUUCAAAAAAGCACGAGAAUCACCUUCACAAAGAAGACUUUUAUGGUGGUGAUUCAUUUCAGUAUCAGCUAAAGAAUGAAGAUGAGGACUGGCUGCAAGAGGCUUUGGCAAGUUUAGUCUAUUUAUCCCAUUCUUCACCGGAAGAUAUGUGACCCAGCAUCAAUAAAUCAUCAUAUAUAUGACUAGAAUUUACUCCAGCACAUUUGGGACUUCCUCACAGGGUUUAAACUAGCUAGUGCAAAAUGAAGAGGAAGAGUUGACUCUGAUUAUUCAGAUUGUAUGCUAUAGUGUAUAUUUUCUUUGAGAAUUAAGCCAACCUUAGACGUAAACUCUAAUUGCAUGGCGGUGCAAGCAGCUGCUGUAGAUUAUUUGGUGCUAAUUUAAUUAUGGGCAUCUUAAUUUGUUUAAUUAAAGGGCCUUCUUUGACUGGAUACUUGGGUUGAUGUUUUGAAAGAUAUAAUAUUCUUCUAUGUGCAUGGAUGGAAGGGACUUUAUGUUUGAAAAGACAGAAAUAUUCCGAUAAACCUAUAGCUUAUGAGUCACAAUCUCUUUAAGUGUUUGGUGGCAGUUCUUGCUAUUGAUGUAAUUCACUCAUUGUGAUGAUUAGGGAAAGCCACUAAUCGGAAAUUCAAGUUCUCAUAUAUCCGAGCAGCGUUAGU